This is a messenger RNA of Linnemannia hyalina, 1959 nucleotides long. The record is from the annotation of a GenBank genome assembly. Lineage: Eukaryota; Fungi; Mortierellomycota; Mortierellomycetes; Mortierellales; Mortierellaceae.
AUGCCUAAACUCAGUAAACCUGCCAUCGGAGCCGCUGUGUUGGGGGGUGCCGCUGGUGCCCUCUACUUGAACAAGAAGCGCAACGAGGAUCCUACCCGCAAGCCAUGGGACACGAAGACUGACUAUCAGAUGCAUUACGACUACAUCGUUCUUGGAGGCGGUACCGCUGGGUGCGUGUUGGCGAGUCGACUGGCAGAGGAUCCAAACAUCAACGUCCUCGUUCUUGAAGCCGGCUACUCGGACGAUAUCUCUGCGAGUAUGAAGCCUGCACUGAUGUCGACCCUCUGGUUUUCGGAUGUGUCCUGGAACUUGACUUCUGUCCCCCAAGUGCACGCCUAUGGCAGAGUCAUGAACCAACCCCGUGGCAAGCUUCUUGGAGGAUCCAGUUCGAUUAACGCGAUGAUGUACCAUCGCGGUCCACCAUCCGACUUUGACGAAUGGGGUACUCUUGGAAACGAAGGAUGGAACUAUCAGGAGUGUCUUCGCUACUUUAAGAAAUCGGAGGGCUUUAAUGACCCGAACCUGCCUGUGGGCCAUCCUAAAGGCCCCCUGACAAACAGAAUCCGCAAGCCUCAGUACGAAGGAUUCGAACCCGAGUACCACGGCACCGAAGGUCCUUGGCAAAUCACCUAUCACCAUCUCUGGGGCGCCGCCGAGGGCUUCAUUCGAGGCAACAUCGCCGAGGGUGUCCCCUUCAACAAGGACUUAAACGGAUCCGGCACCUUGGGUGUGAACCGUGUGCAGACGUUCAUUCAGCGGGAUGUCAUUCGGAGCAGUGCUGCCCGCGCCUACCUCGGGCCCGAUAGACUCUUGAAGGAUGGCAAGCCAAGGGCUGACAGGGGCAACAUCCGCAUCGUAUAUGACGCCCACAUUGUCCGAAUCGUGGUCCAGAACCGUCGAGGCACUAAAGUCGCUAUCGGCGCUGAGUUCCUGGACUCCAACCACGAGAUGCAGCGAGUCAUGGCUGUCAAGGAGGUGCUUCUUUCUGCGGGAGCAUUCGGUUCUCCCCACAUCCUGCUGGCUUCAGGAAUCGGGCCCUCUCCUCACCCCACCAUCCCCCACAUUCACACUUUGCCCGGAGUUGGACAGAACCUCGCGGAUCAUUUAGGUGUCCCCAUCAACUUCCGCUGCCCACCCACCGCACAAGUUUUCGACGCUCCUCGAAUCUGGAGCAUCCCUAAGGUGCUUUUCGAAUACGGAUUCCGUGGAACAGGGCCACUGUCAUCCCAGGGUGCAGAGGCAGCAUGCUUUGUCCGCCUGGAGGAUAUUGCACCCGAUUUCGUCGCUCGUGAGAAGGCUAACGGCACCUGGCAGGAUCGCUCGAGUGGGCCAAAGGCGCCCCACGCAGAAGUCAUCUUUGCACCCUCUUACUUUCGUCAUCACUUGAAGGAUGCGAAGGAUCAGAACCCAGAUGGCGAAAAGUACUAUACUUUGAUCGGUCUGUUGCUUAACCCCGUCUCGAGCGGCACCGUCAAGAUCUCGGAAGUCAAGAACGGCAAGAUCGAGACCCUGAUUGACCCCAACUUUUUCGAGGACGAGUUCGACACGCGUGUCAUGGUGGAAAUUUUGCGAUUCAUCCGUCGCAUCGGAGAAAAGAUGCGUCUGGACCCUACCUGCGCCGGUGUCGAGGUCAACCCUGGUGUGAAGAACGUACCAAAUGACGAUGAUGCCAAGCUGCAAGAGUAUAUCAAGAUGCACAGUUCGGUCUACUACCACCCCACUUCGACCUGUCGUAUGGGUCCCUCAAGUGAUCCCUUGGCUGUAGUUGAUGCGCGCUUGAAUGUCUAUGGAAUCGAGCGUCUGCGUGUGGUCGAUGCGAGCGUGAUGCCCAAGCUGCCUGCUGCUCACACUUGCGCCCCUACUAUUAUGAUUGCCGAGAAGGCUUCAGACAUGAUCAAGGAGGACUGGGCUGAAGAAACGUCCCGCGUCGGAGAUGUUCCUUUGCAGUCGAAGUUGUAG